This is a messenger RNA of Ornithodoros turicata, 4233 nucleotides long. It is a transcript of the gene Pak, whose product is annotated as serine/threonine-protein kinase PAK 2-like. Gene Ontology annotation, cellular component: cytoplasm. Gene Ontology annotation, molecular function: protein serine/threonine kinase activity; ATP binding. The transcript is spliced from 16 exons. The record is from RefSeq and is a predicted model, not a curated record. Lineage: Eukaryota; Metazoa; Arthropoda; Arachnida; Ixodida; Argasidae. Bases 218 to 1984 code for a protein of 588 amino acids. Gene Ontology annotation, biological process: regulation of axonogenesis; intracellular signal transduction; regulation of MAPK cascade.
CCGUUCUUUUCUUCGUGCUGCUGGGUUCUUGUAUCAUGAGAGGCAGGUAAUGCAGCACUGGAUACACAGAGCUGUCAUCUCAGGCCAUGUUUAACUGUUGCUCCUUGACUGACUGACUAAGUGAACAGGCCUUUUUUUAUACUGGGGGAUGCUCUUCUUCCGUUGGGACCAUGUGCAUUGGCUGAAGUAAAGGCAGGGGAGACAUAGGACACUAAGCAUGGAUGACAACGAUAAACCCCCAGCGCCCCCUGUGAGGCUUACGAGUGCAAGUAAUGUGCGUGGCACUGGCGUGGCUCCCAGCCCCGUGCUUCGAGACUCCUCAGCGGUGCCAGUGGACAUGCGGCCCCUUCCAAAAGAGCCAGACUCUGAGGAGCGGAAGAAAGGAAAACACAAGACUCCAAAAAGUGCCAAAAAGGACAAGAAGGAAUUGGAGAAACCCAUCAUCUCACCGCCCACCAACUUCGAGCAUACGGUGCAUGUCGGCUUUGACGCUGUCACUGGAGAAUUCACGGGCAUGCCGGAGUCGUGGGCUAGGCUGCUGCAGAACUCCAACAUCACCAAGUCGGAACAAAAGAAAAAUCCGCAAGCCGUUCUCGAUGUUCUCAAUUGGUAUGACGCUUCCACGAAGGACAAGGGUGCUUCUAAGUAUAUGACGAUGAACAGAACCCUUGCCGAGCUAGUCGAGCUAUGGCAAAUAUCACAUCCCUCUCCAAGGCCCAGCUACCUGGGUGACAAGUACGCCCUCACGACGACGGUGAUUGGUUCUUCAACCUCCGAGGACAGCAUUUCAGAGCCGGAAAAUGCUCCAAAGUUUCUCGCCCCCCACACUGAGCCUCCUCCCAGGAGGCAUGUGUCAGAAAAACUCAUCUAUAAGGAGCCGCCGUCUUCCCCAGAGGAAGAGGAUGAAGAGCCCGGACCUCCGCCACCUAUUGCAACAAGGCCGGACAAAACAAAAUCUAUUUAUACAAAACCUAUCGAAGAAGAUAAUAAAAAUGGUGCAUUUGGUUAUGACAUGAGGGAUAUUGCAAACAACAACAGUGCUCCAGGAGGAGGCGGUGGAUUGCCUGUCACUCGCGCGCGGAAGAAGAAAAUGUCGGACGAGGAGAUAAUGGAAAAGUUGCGCAGCAUAGUGUCGAUUGGCGACCCCAACCGUAAAUACACCAAGAUGGAAAAGAUUGGGCAAGGAGCUUCAGGGACAGUGUAUACUGCAAUCGAGACAUCGACGGGCAUGGAAGUAGCCAUUAAGCAGAUGAACCUGUCGCAGCAACCGAAAAAGGAGCUCAUCAUCAAUGAAAUACUUGUGAUGCGUGAGAACAAGCACCCUAAUGUAGUUAACUAUCUCGAUAGUUACCUAGUUGGAGAGGAACUCUGGGUUGUCAUGGAAUAUCUAGCAGGGGGAUCCCUAACCGACGUAGUCACGGAAACCUGCAUGGACGAGGGUCAGAUAGCUGCUGUUUGUAGGGAGGUACUUCAAGCCCUUGAGUUCCUGCACUACAAUCACGUUAUCCACAGAGACAUCAAAAGUGAUAACAUUCUGUUGGGCAUGGAUGGCAGCGUGAAGCUAACGGAUUUUGGCUUCUGCGCGCAAAUAUCCCCGGAGCAGAACAAGCGUACCACCAUGGUGGGCACACCGUAUUGGAUGGCUCCAGAAGUGGUGACGAGGAAACAGUACGGCCCCAAGGUUGACAUCUGGUCCCUAGGCGUAAUGGCCAUCGAGAUGAUCGAAGGGGAGCCGCCAUAUUUGAACGAGAACCCUCUAAGGGCGUUGUAUCUAAUAGCAACCAAUGGAAAGCCGGAAAUAAAGGACCGAGACAAGCUCACACCCGUUUUCCAAGACAUGCUGGACAGAUGUCUCGAAGUGGACGUCGAUAAACGAUAUGCAGCUUCCGAAUUACUAAAGCAUCCUUUCAUGAAGCUUGCGAGGCCGCUGACAAGCCUUCACCCUCUCAUCGUCGCUGCGAAGGAAGCUGCCAAGAGCCACUGAAGCAUCUAUCCAGUGCACCCUAGUGCACUUUCAAUACAUGCAACAUGCAACAUGCGAAACAGGAAGCGCGACGCAGCGAUGUGCAAUGGGUAAGGGGUGCAGCGAGUUUUAGCCCUUUGCCCCUCAAUGCGUCAGCAGAGAGCAGCUGCGGGAUACGAACAGGAAAGUGUGUGCAGACUGUCUGAGGUGUUAUUUAUUUUACGAAGCUCGUGGGAAAGACGCUGUACUGCUCGUGGUGCCGAACAGUUUUUCGUGACAUCCGGGACCGGUGUCGUCUCGUAGCAGCUUUUGAAGGGUAGUAGUCUUUGGUCUUGCGGGAAUGCUAUUUUGGUGCCCGGUGCAGCGGUGCUCGAUGUUGGAUAUGCAGACUGGUACAUCGCUUUUUUUUUUCCUUUUUUUUUUUUUGUUGUUGUUGGCACAACUAUAGCAUUCUAUCCAGACCUAGUGUUGUUUACACAUACUCUGGUGUUGGCAAACACUGCCAUUGAGGGUGUACGACUUUUUUUUUUAGAAAUAUUCACAUUUUUUAAUAGGGAAGCUCAGUGAAGACACAUGGAAAAAAAAUAGCUAAGUGCAGGUGUGCAGAAUGUGUGCAGAAGAAGUGCAGCUGCUGCCAGCACUGUGCUGGACAGCAUGCAUUUCAGCUCUGUGUAGCUUGCCUCGUGUGAUGACGAUCUUGCAGCUACGGCCUUACGUGCAACUACUUUUUCCUGCUUUCUGGGCGGCGGAGCAUUUUUCAGCCUUCGUUGUUCCGUGCAGCUUGUGAACGGACAUUCGGGCAGCCCAGUAUCGGCUUUUGUUUAUAUUUUUAUGCUCAACAUUGUCUUACGUUUAAUUCGUGAAUACUUUUACCGUUUUCUAUUUUUGUGUCGCGUACCAAUGGUUGUUUGUUGCCAAAGAUUUAGCCACAAGUAACGGGCUUCUUGUCCUGAAACCAAGUCAUAAUACGCCGUACAUUUUGAGCGGUUUACUUGCGCCUUGAUAUUCCCCACUGAAGUCUGUCAUAGAGCGUGAAGUUAUCGGGAAAGAAUAUCUUUCCUAAAUUUGGGGCGUAAAAAUUGGGUAGGUAAACAUGUGCUCUAAAUUAAUGGGAAUUCGGGUGGAAAAACUUCCAGUGCGCUAAAUUUGGGGAGAAAACGGGUUCCGUUACUCAAACUAACUCUACUGGUCUGGUGCAAACAGUGAUGUAACUGCAUUUGCUGCCAAGCAAGUCAGUGUGCAUUCCUACAGAUGUCUCAGCGACGGCAAUUUGCCGGGUAAAGAUCGGGUUAAACCCUGAAGCUUCAGGCUCUAGUCGUAAACCAGUGGGGCACAUUAGGAGUUAUCCUGUCCUGCUUUUAGAACCGAGCAAAGUUCAAGGAUGGACCCAGAUCUGCAGACAUCCAUCCUUUGUUCCUUUCAGUUAGAUGCAAGCCCUAUGUGAUAAUGAGCACUAAGAUAUCGGGUUAGGUUACAGCUUUGAUAGGAGUCUGGUUUACUUCUGGAUGAAUGGUCCAGUUGUGCAAAACAAGAAAGAGGAACUACAGCACCCGUUCAGGAAGAUAACAUGAUGUUGACAUAAUGUGGAGCAUAGAACAACAGUGCUGCAGGUGCAUGCAAGUGCAUUUGCAAUGCCUUUCUCUCAAUUCCUUCGAGACACCCCUCGGUAACGGAGCACAUCUGUUGGUAACGUUGGUCGGCGUAGCGGAGAGUUUGCUUCUAGUCGAUGAGCCACAACCGAGGUUGACCGUAAUAGAGCUGGGGGCACAGAAGGACCACCCCCAGGAACACAGAAUGCGAACUGAACUUUUCAACUUUUUGUGAACACACUGCUUUGUUUGAUCAAACCAAUUGGUUCAUUGUUCCUUGCAAUCAAAACCUCGCACAUACCUAUCUUCCCUGGCAAUGGAAACAUUGGCAGAAGAGCUGUACUUUUCUGUUUUAUCUUUCCUCCUCGCCCUCUGCUUCCAGUGUUGAUUGUUUACCUUAACCGCUUGAAUUACUGAAGCAAGUUAAGAUUCCCCAAAACUCUGAAGUCUGUGUGUGGAAGCUGCAAGUGCCCUGUGUGUGUGCACGUUCUGGAUAGAUAACUUCUCUCUGUCGACUCUUUCAUGAUGUGCCUUUUCUGGAAUCCAAUAGAGUGUCGUGUUUCGUUGUAGUCAGGAAACCAGGGCUUUUUGUCCUAACGAAUUGCAGGUUCUGUAAUGACUUUUCACUAUAUGAUGCAAUAACAUGAAUCAAUAAAGACUUUUGUAGUAAAAAAAACUGUA